UUCACCUGUUUUACACCAUGUCAAAGGCGUGGUGAAACCCAUGUGAAAUUGUUUCGGCCUUAAUUGUGCUUACUGAUGAACCUGUAUGCACAAUUAAAAACAGGUGAAACUGUGCACUACAGAUUAGUGAGUAAACACAAUUAAGCCUGUGUGUACCUUGCUUACAGUUAAUCCGCCCCUGAACUUUUAGUAGUCGGCUACUUGCUGCAAGUGUCUAGGGCAGCACUAUCCAAUAAAAAUAUAAUGCUAAUAUUUUGUUCUAAAUUUUCUAGUAGGCAAUGUUAAAAACAAAAAUCAAAAAAGGCCAGGUAAAAUUAAUUUUUAAUCAUGUUUUACUUAACCCUGCCAAAAAAACCCCAAACCCGUUGUCGUGGAGCCAAUUCUGACUCAUAGCAACCCUAUAGGACAGAGUAGAACUGCCCAUAGAGUUUCCAGGGAGCGCCUGGUGGAUGUGAACUGCUGACAUUUUGGUUAGCAGCCUGAGCUCUUAGCCGCUACACCAGCAGGGUUUCCUUACUUAACCCAGUACAUGCAAAAUAUCACUAGAAAAUCUAAUCAAUAUGAAAGAGAAUUAAUGAGCUGUAUUUUAUCUUCUUUGAAAUCCAGCAUGUAUUUCACACUCGGUAUAUUUCAAUUUUUAUCAUAAAAACUUGAUCUGUAUUUGGGUUUCCUGAAAUUUAUAGUUGAAAAAGUAGAUCCACAUACUUAAAUUGUUUUGAAACAUACUUGCUUGUUUGAACAUACUUAAACAUCUUCCAGUAACUGAAUUGAAAAUGUUUUUAACUUUAAGCUAAUUGCAGUUAAGUAAAAAAGAAAAGUUCCACUCCUUGGUGACACUAGUCACAUUUCAGGUCCUCAGUAGCUAUGCGAGGGGCUGGUGGCUGCCCUCUGGACAGAACAGGUGAGGUAGAAGGCUGUUUUGAUCCCUGUGUCUUUGGCACCCGGCACAGUAAGUAGUCAGUAGAUUUGUGUUGUUGGCAGGUGUCUUAGUUACCUAGUGUUGCUGUAACAGAAAUACCACAAGUGGGUGGCUUUAAAGAGCAGGAAUUUAUUGUCUCACAGUUCAAGAGGCCAGAAGUUUGGUUUCUAUAUAUUUGCUUAUUUCACAUAAGUGAGAUCAUGCAGUAUUUGUCCUUUUGUGACUGGCUUAUUUCACUCAGUAUGAUGUUUUCAAGGUUCAUCCAUGUUGUGGCAUGUGUCAGGACUUCAUUCCUCUGGAUAGCUGAGUAAUAUUUCACUGUAUGUGCUGGAACUUUUAAAAGUUUAUUUAAAAAAAGUUUUUUUAAGUGCUUGAGACCUGGAAGGGGAACAGAUGUAGUUCAAGCAGAGUUCUCUUAGAACACAACCUAACUUCUGGAGCUCAGGGGGAUCGUGGCUUGUAGGCUCAGCUGGGCAGCAAAGCAAACGUAGAGGUUGUUGGUCCAGUAAACAAGCAGAGUGCUGGACUUGUGCACAAUUGGAUAUUUAAUGGUUAUGCUUUAUAAAUGUGUUUAAUUGGGUACCCAGAGUUCAAGCUAUGAAAAAGUUGGAGGAAAGUUCGAAGGGAAAUCAAUCAAGUUAAAUAUCUUUGAAACGUGGUUUUAUCCACUGGUAUUCUACCUUGAUGCAAAGGAUUUUGUUAGAUGAUCCAGGCUCUUCAGGGGGAAAACACCCUGCCAAAUAUCCUACCGUGUUCUAUUGCUUGAAAAAUUCUAAACAAAAUUGUGUAAGGUGCUUCUUCCCCCAUCCCCCUUUUGGGAAUCAUUUUGUCUUUCAUGGGAUUAAGCAGGCUGGCAUGAGUAGUGAUUACCCACUGAGGCACAGGUGGUGAUUCUGAGGAUGGCAAUGGUGCUAUUGAAACAUCAGUGUAUGGAAAGGGCUGCAGACAGACCCCUGGCUAAGGUCUGGGAGGCCAUGGUUGGUGCCCAGGGGUGGUCCAGACUCGUGGCUAGCAGAAGUGCAGUUAGAAUCGAAAGUGGGUGGAUGUGGGGAGGUUGCAGGUAUUUGGGAGUCUCCUAGAGCCUUAGCAGAGGGCUGGGGCGGGUGGAGAGAGGGAGAGAUGCUGACCCUUUCCAGGAAAGAGGCUCUGGGGAUUCUCCCUGGAACGUUUCUUCAGCAGCCUGAGGUAGGGGGCCAAAGGGGGCAUUUGGCCUGAGUCUGUUCAUACUCCAGUUGUCCUCUACAGCUUAGAUGGCAGGAGAAAUGAAGACAGUGUCAUGAAAGCUAAGAGGGAACAGCUGACACUCAGAGGUACCAGCUACCACAAUUUACUCCCGUAGCCUCUUGGUCCCAUUUUGUUGGUUUGUCCAUUCAUUCAUUCACUAUCAUGAAUGAAUAAGUGGGUAAGUGAAUGGAUGUAGGUUGUGGACUAUGGAGCCAGAAUGCCUAGGUACAAACCUUAGCUCCACUACUAACUAGCUGUGUGCUCUUGGGCAACUCAUUUCAUCUGCCAAAAAAAAGCCAAAGGGAAUAAUAAUAGCACGUAAAUCACAGGAUUGUUGGGCGAUUAAAGGAGGUGAAUAAAUGUGUUAAACCAGACUAGAAUGAAUGAAUACAGACAAUUGACUCUUACCUAGCACAUGCUGCAGCCAUGCAUUGUUAUUUCGCCAUGCGCUGUUCCUGAACAGUGUGUGGCCCACACUAAGUACCGUGUAAGUGUUGUUUUUAUUCAUUUAUUCCAGUCUCUUCUGGGGAUCAGGUACUUUGUAGGAGCCAAGGAUACCCUGUUAAAUAAGACAACCAAAAUCGUUAACAAGUUUUAUAAAUGUUAUAAAGAAAACAAGGUGCUGAGACAGAGACUAACAGGGUGGGGGACCUACUCUUGACAGGGUAGUCAGAAAGGGCCCCACUAGGGAGGGACAUUUACGCUGAGACCUAAAGACCUGAGAGUGGGAAGAAGAGUGUUCUGGGCAGGCAGAAAGAGCUUGUGAGCGGGCUUUGAGCUAGAGAAGAAAGAUUGGGAUGGCUGGAAGGUGAUAGUGGGGUGAGAGGCCUUGCAGGGUGCAGUAAGGGUUUUAUUAUGCGUGCGUGAGUUGGUAGGGGAGCUUAGGAGCUGUUAAGCAGAGAAAUGAUGUGAUCUGAUUUACAUAUUUGUAAGAUGACUGGGAAGAGAAUGAAUCCUGACCACAGAGAAAAUAGUUAGGCUACUGCCGUCAUCCAGGCAAGAGAAGGAGUGGCUGUGCCUAGUAUGUCAGCCAUGGAAAUGGAGACACUCCGAUGGAUGGGUGGAUGGAUGGAUGAGAGAGGGAUCCAUGAAUAGAUGGAUUGAUAGAAGGAUACAGAGAUGGAAGGAGGGAUGGAGGGAGGGUUAGAUAAGAAGAUGGGAGGAUGGAUGAAUAGAUGGAGGAUGGAUGGAUAAAUGGAUGUAAACCUACAUUUGUUGAUGGAAUUGACAGAACUUGCUAAUGUAUUGGGCUUGAGGGUGGUGAUGAGGGAAAAGGGUGGAAGCAGAAAUGACUCCCUGGUAAUCAGCUUGAGCAAUCUGGGGGUCCAGGGUGUCAGUACUCAAGAUGGGGAGGAGCGCACUGGGAGAAGAGUGGGGAGAUCACACCUGGCACUGUAAGGGAGGAGGAAGCUGGCAUUUUCUCUUCUUGCCCACUUGGCCCCUGGGCCAUUAAACAUCCUCUUUCAUGAACAGGUCAGCUGUCCAUGGGAUAGGGCUACCUCAUGCCUGCUUCUGGCCUUGCCCUGAUUCCAUUUGAUUUGUCAUUUCAGAAAUUUCUGAUUCUCCAGCAGAACAGGUAACCUCCUGCAUGGCUACCUGCACAGGAUCAGCUGGACUCCGGCUACCCUUGGGCACCAGAUACACCUAUCGCUUUUCCACCAAUACCAGCACUGGCCUGCAGGGGGCCCCUGCAGAGUGGAGUGGCCUUGGACUCCAAGGGUUGGUGAUUCUGGAUGUACUUGGCCCGUGCCAGAUGGCCUUGCGGCUCCAAGAUUUCCAGGUGACUUCUAUCCUUGGGUCCCAGGUGGAGGUUCUGAAGGAGUCAGAGACUUUGAGCGCUGCCCUGGGCCGCUGGCCGCUCGACUUUGUCCUGUGUGCCGGCCGCGUGGCCCGCCUGCAUCCCCGCCGCGCUGAGCCGCGCUGGGCGCUGAACGUGAAGCGCGCCGUCCUGAGCCUCGUACAAGGCCGCCCGGGCGCUCACGGCCCCGAGACCGUGGAAGAGAUGGACGUCCUGGGCCAGUGCCCCACCACGUAUCAGCGCCGCGGCGCCAGGCUGCACAAGACCAAGGACUUGGAACGCUGCUCCCUGAGGAGGGCGCACUCCGCCCUGCGCGCCCAGGUCCUGCCCCGGGCUGCCGUGCACCCUGGCCUGGCCUCCCACCUGACCUGCCUCCAGAGUUUCCAGGCCGGCGUGCCCAGGGAGGCCUCCUGCACAGAGCUACACACAGCGGGGCCCCUCUCGAGGGAGGCCAGCACCGUGCAAAUGCGAACCCUUUCCUCCAUCACCCUGCUGCACGAGAUGCCCGGGGAUCCAGCCAUCACAGCGCUUCCUGUCUCAGAUCCAGAUGAUAGAGACCUGACCCCGAGCACCCUGCUGUAUGAGUGGGAGGAGACGCCGCCCCAGUCCUCAGUGGCCACAGUGGCCGCCUCAGUGAGGAAGCUGUGCCAGGCUCCGACCACGAGCUUUGAGGCCGCUGAACUGUUCGUGACUUUGGUAACUGAGCUCCGGGACCUUUCCACGGAGAAGCUGAUGGAACUCUGGCUGCAGUCUUCCUUUAAAUGUCGGGACAACUGGCAGCCGCUGGUGGACGCCCUGCCCUGCUGUGGCACCGAGCACUGUGUGUACCUCAUGCGGGAACUCAUCAACACUGGGGAGGUGGAGGCCGAUGAGGCAGAGGCCUGGCUCUGGUCACUGGCUUUCCUCCCGCAGCCCACGGACACCAUGGUCCUCACACUGCUGCCACUGCUGCAGACGCCAGAGGCCAGUCCCAGUGCCUUCCUCAGCAUCUCAGCCCUGGCAUAUAACCUCUGUGCCUCUCUGGAUGGGCCCUGUGACCGGUUGCCUGGUAUCAGCGCCCUUAUGAGGAUCCUCGGAGCCACUUUGGGCCGGAACUGUUCCUGCCAGGACCCCUCGGACAUUGGCCAGCUCCAGCUCAUGCUGAAGGCGAUUGGCAAUGCCGGCCUGGCAGCCACAGCUCUCACUCCCAUGCUGAGCGCCUGCGCAACUCUGAGGAGCAACGCCCCUGAGGUUCGGCUGGGGGCCAUCCAGGCCUUCCGGAGGAUUCCCUGCUCUGCAGAUCGAUCCGUGCUCUUCCGCCUAUACCAAACCCCCGAGGAGGAUGCUGAGGUCCGAAUCAAUGCCUACCUGGCCCUGAUGAGAUGUCCUGGCGAGGAGGUGUUUGCCCAUGUGCGGCGUACCCAGGCUGGCGAGCAGUCCACACAGGUGGGUUCCUUUGUGUGGAGUCACCUCCUGCAGCUUCUGAAGACGGAUGACCCCCUGAAACAGACUCUCCGAGAUACCCUCCCUGAGGACAUCCUCACCCGGGAGUUUCAUCUAGAGACCUGGAAACACUCGUCCUAUUCUGAUGUCACCUUUCACUCAGUGUCCGGCAGCCUGGGAGCCAACUUGGAGGGGAUUCUUCUCUUCUCUCCAGCCUCCUUUCUUCCCCGUUCUGCCAUGGCCAACUUAACUAUCCAUGCCCUAGGUCAUGCCUUCAACCUCCUGGAGCUGGGACUGAGGCUGGAAAAUGCUGAAGAAAUCACUCGUAAGCUGUUUGGUCAGAAAUCAUUUUGGGGACAUGACAAGGACAGCGAGGAACAGCCAGAGAACCCCCCAGAACCAGAAGUAGGGCCUGCCUCACAGUCAUCCAGCCCUGAAUGUUCAGGAGAAAGAUCCAGGAAGAUGAGAGACCUACAGCGGAAGGUGACCCAGAGGCACGGGGAGCGGUGGGCGCUGCGCUGUGAGUUGAGUGUGAAGAUGUUUGGCCACGAGCUGAGCUUCAUGAACUGUGGGGCAAUGGAAAGUCACUUGAAAUGGCAGUCCUUGAACCUGGCUGAGUUGGUUGUCAAGCUCCUGAAGGGUCAGGAGGUGCAGGUGAACCGGAGGCUGAGCCUGGCCAUGGAGGAGCUCACCUUCCCCACCAUGUCUGGCCUCCCAGCCCAGCUGACCCUCAACGCCUCUGCCGCCAUCAGUAUCCGUGUCCGAGGGGCUGCCGACUUCCAGCAGCGCUCGAAUUUCUUUGUGAACGGUUACAUCAAGCCCAGCGCCUUGCUCCAGAUCUCAGCGCAAAUGGGCACAGCAGGUGCCCUAGGGCAGGCAGGGGUGAGGUGGGUGACCGGUAUCCAAGGCACUGCCAGCCUGGAUGGCGGGAUCCAGGCAAGGAAGGGCCAGGACCUGAAGGUGCACCUGAACACACCCGAGGAGGCCAUAGAGCUGCUCAACUUCAGCUCUAAGCUGUAUCUUGUCACUGGGAAUGACCUGAGGAGCCUCAAUCAUGUCCACAGCCCUUCCGAGGCCCACUCCUGUACUGACAAGGAAGUAUCCCGCACCUGGGGCUGGCAGCUGUGUACCGAGGUGAACUGGCCGGCAGCCGGCCAGCCCUACCUGCUCUCAGUGCCCGUGUCUGUAGCUGUGAUGCUGAAGAAGCAGGACUGUGGCCUCCAGCAGUAUCUGCUGGAAGCCGCCUACAACCUCCAUCUCCAGAAGGACAGCUGGCUCCCUGAAGAAGCCACAGCCCACAUCUUCAUGGGCACACCCAAGUCAGAGGUUCUGAGGGAUGUCGGGGUGGACAUCAGCUAUAGCUUGCCCCAGAGGAAGUUCCGGUUCAGGCUUCUCCAUCCCAAGAAGAAAAUUGAGCUGGACGGAAAGAUAGAAGCUCUCCGGAGUACCCACAUGGGCCACCUGGAACUGAUCCUGGAUGACAGGGAUGUCUACUAUAUCAAGGGCAGGAGCGACCUGCAGCCAGCGGCGGAUGGUGGGGCCCAGUGGUUUGAGGCCCAGCUGGAGGUGAAGCUAGUGAGGGCAGGCAACCCCAUGGUCCUGGCUGGGAACCUCACCCUGCAGGCUGGCAGCAAGCUGGCCUUCUCUGUGGCCCUGAGCAACCUGCUGCGCGACCAGGCCUACAUGUCAGUGCUGCUGGAGAAGAAGGUGGAGGACGGGCUACAGGUAGUGGCCCUGGGUGGUGACCUUUUUCUGCCGGGGCUCCUGGGGCUGUACACCCUGGGCCUGCUGCAGCUUCGGGGCCACCACUGGACCAACAUCCUGAGGAUCAAGUACGGCCUCCAGGGUCAGGCGAGGCGGCCAGAGCAGGAGUGCAGCACCAGGCAGGAGCUGCGGGCAGAGCACGGUGCAGGCGGCAUCUACAGGCUGGCGCUGGGCCACAGGCUCCACUGCACACAGGUCCCUGCCUUCAACCACAAGGUCCAGGUUCAGCACAAGGAGGACUCGGGCCUCGUACACUCGCAGCUGGAGGCCAGCUUUGGGGAUCGUUGGGACGAGGCCAACAACAAGAGGCGCCUCCGUGUCAGCCAGACCUUUAGGAACGACUCAGGCCCGGCCCUGAGCAACUACUUCAUGGAGUUUGUGCUGCAGGUGCCUGAGAGGCAGAUGGAUUACCGGACACAGCUGUACCACUCAAGCCUCCGCCAGCCCCAUGUGGAGAGCAGCACACACCUGAAGGUGCAGUACAAUGGGCGGCUGCCCUUGGUGGCUGGCUUGCAGUGGAAGGACAGAUCCCGGGCCACCCUGUGGAAGUGGGAAGGAGCCUUGAACCUGGAGAGUCCAUGGCUGAUGAUCUCCGCAGCUCACAGGCUACAUUGGCCACAGCACGCCAUGUUCCAGGCUAUCCUGGAGCUGACACUGGGCAAGGCCUGGGCCCUCAAGAAUCUGGUGGUGAACGUGGCCUUGAGGAGCCAGGGCUGGAACAAGGAGGGCAAGAUCCACAUCUACACCCCGAAGACCACCUACCUCCGGGUUUCCACGGUGACGGCCUUGGAGCGGAGCCUUUUCCGCAGCUGGAAUGAACUCGAGUCAGUCUGGAAUGAGCCUGUGAAGAGUGAGAUCCAUGUGGAGAACAGCCGGGACUGGAAGAUCCUUCACUGCUGGCUGAGGGGCCCCCAGAGGGAGCUGAACCUAACUGCGGCCUACAGGCACACGGAAUGGCCCCGGCAGACCCACAUAUCACUGAUGGCUCUGAGGACCGGCGCUCAAGGCCAGUCUCAGGGCCUGCAGCUGGAAGGCAAGCUGGAGGAGCUGAAGCAUGACGGGAGAUCGUACCAGAAGCGAGGGACCUUCCUCCUUAGGCACCCCCUGGACCUGCCCAUCCCACAGAGCCUCUUUCUGCAGGAGACUUUCACAGCUGAGAAGCAACUCCAGCAUUUCUCCCUGGAGACCCGCGUGGUCCUGAAUGGCCGAGAUGAGACUCUGCAGACCAUCGUCCUGGGCUACCAGGCCGGGCACCCCUAUGUCUGUGCAGGCCUGACCCACCCGUACAGCAGCAAGGCUGUCCCCAGCAACUUGGAGGGAUGUCUGGUUACUUGGAAUCAGCACACUGCUACGAACCGGGAGGUCAAGGCCACCUUGAAAGUCAACCAGAAGGUUGUGCUGCACUUGAAGGGUCUGCACCGUGACAGAUCUCGGCAUGGGAAAACCUGGCACAGCCUGGCCCUGGACAUGGCCCACACGUCCCAGCUGAAGUUUCCCCAGGCCCUGAGCUUGGACGGGGAUGUCAUCUUCAGAUGGAGUCCCCAAGGAGCCUUUGCCUGCGGUGUGGACGCACGAGCUGCAGUCAACCACAACGUCACAUCCCAGGUCUUGGUCCAGCUGAAUGGGUCGGACUCCCACUUCGUGUUUUUCUUCCAGCUCAGACAUCCCCAUGAGCCAAUGUUUCCUCCAAACUUACAGGUGCAGGUGGCUGCCUGGCGCUCUAAAGAGCUUAGCCUCAACAGCUCCCUGUCCGUGCACAUAGCCGGCCGGAAGCUGCUGCUGCUGGAGGCCGUCACCAGCCUGGACAUGCAGAGAGGCAGGCUGGGCUGGGCUGGGAGCAUCCUCCUCCACCAGGCUAUCCUCCGGGCUCCCAGGGCUGUUGAGCUGCAGCUUUCGGGCCAGAUGGCCCCAACAAGGAUUUGGUUGUUUUCCAAGGCACUGCUGGAUCGGAACAAAGCACAGCUUCUCUUGAAGGUAGCUGAGGAGUGGAGGGGAGGCUGGGUCCUGACCCUGCAGAGCCAAGCCCAACACACAGUGGCUGACUGGGCAGCGGUGCCCCGCCUCCUGACCCUCGUGGGCAUGCUGAAGCAGAAGGAGAUGCUCAGAGAGGGCAGCAUCAAGGUCACUGCCGACUCAGCUGUGCUGGGCUUCCUGCUGCGGGACAAGCAUGAGAAGACAAGGAACAGCACCAGCGUGCGCAGCAUGACCUUCGUCCUCACCCAAAACAGUAGCCAGGCCUUGCCGGGGAAGCUCUGGCUGAGGGGCCAGCUGCAGGCCCAGCAGGGGAGUUUUCUGGGCCAGGCUGCCUUCCAUGCUGAUGCAGCCAGCCUGGCUCUGGGUGGGGCCUGCACCUGGGUCCCUGGGCAAGGCCACCUCACGGGUAGCCUGAAUCACAACAUCAGCACCUUGAGUGUUGCAGGUGUCCCUGAAGAGACAGAGCUGGUCUUGUUACUCAUGCGUGUGGCCUCCAACCACUCUGUGCACAGGGGGCUGUGGAGUGGCCGGCGUCAGCCAGACACCUCCCUGGGCCUGGCAGUCGCAUCCCCCGGCUCCACAGACAGCCUUAGCCACACCAUGCCAGGCCUGCAGCACCAGGGCAUCCGCUUCUCCAUGGAUGGCAGUGGAUACUUCCAGAGCACAGAACAAGGACUGGUGGCUGGGCUGACAAUGAGCUUGGAUGGGAAGCAGCUUCAAGUGGACCUGAAGCAGAGGAGAGAGGGUGGCCAUGAGGGGCUGGCCCUGGGGCUGCAGCACAGCUUCUCUACACUGCUGGGCGCCCUGCCCUCCCGGCUGCAGGUCAACUGCAGUGGAGAUGUCUCACCCACCCGGCUGUCCGGAGUCUGCCAGGGUGAUGUCACCAGGAGGCCUCUUGAGAGCCCAGCUGUGCUGUCCCUGAAUGGCUCCCUCCUGGCCCACAACUGCGAGGCCAGCCUGGUGGCACAAAUAUCCUCUGGGGACACCUUCACCAGGGCCCAUGUCCACACAGCCUGUGGCCGCCACACCCUCCUGGAAGCUGGCCUGCUGCACAUGUGGCCAUCGCUUCAGGCUCUGGGAGUCUCCCCUGACAGCCACAUCCGAGUAUCGGUAGAGCAAAGUGAAGCCUCCAGUGCUCAGCUUGAGGUGGCCCUGGGCCAGUGCACCCUGACUGCCUACAGAGAGGAGAGGGCCGAGGCCAAUGCCACUCACGUCAACUGGACCCUCUCACUAGUGAACCGCUGUCCCCUGCUGGAGGCAGCAGGUGUCCCUCGGGUCCUGUACUCCGAGGGCAGCCUGAGUCAUGGCCCUUGUGAGUUUGACCUGGCCGCAGGCCUCCACAGUGACAGCGGGGACGCCCACCUGCAGCUGGCCCGUACCUGCCAGCACCAGACUGCAGUUCUUGGACGCCUGACCCACUCUCUGCCCCUGCUGGGCCGCCUGGGCCUACCACCCAGCAACACCCUCAGCCUGACUGCCAGGCCUGGCUUUGCUGUACACAGCUCCCUGGCCCUCAAGGUGGGGCCGUGCGCCCUUCAGGGGACCCUGGAGCACCGUGCUGGGAACUGGAGUGAGUGGACGCUGGGCACCGAGCCAGGCUGCCCACUUCUGGAGCAGGGCCUGGGCCUCCCAGCAGGCACGAAGUUCAGUGGCUCACUGCAAGAAGCAGAAGCAUCGGGGGCACUUGCCACGGCUGGCCAGGCCGCUUCCCUGACCUUGGCUGGAGCCAUGCUCGCGUCCCAGGCCACAUUCCGUGCGAAGCUGAAGCACACACUAUCUGCACUUCAGACUGUACCCCCAGAGACCUCGUUGACCCUCUGGCUCAGACAGGAGGCUGGGUACCAGCUGGGCCUGGAGCUGCAGGCCCUGGGGUUCCCUGGGCGAGUCAACAGCUCCGGCUACAUCGUGGUGAACUCUGUGGUACUGGACACCCAGGCACUGGUCACCGUGGAUACCGUAACGCUGCGGACGUUGCUCAACCUCAAGACGAUGGAGGUCUCCGUGGAUGUUCACAAUGACGGCUCCAGCUUUGAGCAUUCUUCAUUUGUCUCGGUGGGACCCACAUCGCUCAACUACUCCGUGGGCUGUGGUUACCAUGAUGGGCGCCUGGAGCUCUCUGGCUGGAGUGAACACAACAGUGAGGUCCUAUUGAGGGCCGGGGUCCCAAACAAAGCCCAACUCCACACCAAGCUGCAGGUGCACGAGACCCAGACCUGGGCCAGUGUGGCCCUCCAUGGUGGGGACAACAGGGUCAGUGUGGACAUGGCAGCCCUGGUGGACAGGCCGCUCAACGGCACACUGGAGCUGGUGGUGAACGCCAGCCAUACAGUGUCUGCCCUCAGGACGCUGGGCCUGCCUUUGGCCAGCCAGCUCGUGCUCCGGAAACUCUGGGCAGCGGAAGAGAUGGGCUCCUCCCUGCAACUGACGUGUGAUUCUCAAGCCUGCCUGGUCCUCGAUGUUCAUGGCCGGAACCGGGCACGCAGCAAAGAGCUGCAUCUCUCAGCCCGGCAUCACCUGCCAUGGCUUCUGGGCCGUGUCCCUGGCAGAGCCUCAGCUUCAGCAAAGCUAUGGUACUCCAAAGGUGAAGCUGAGAGCACAUUUGUCUUGGGGAUGGAGGAGUAUCGUUUCCACAUCAGUGCCCGGCUGGUGGCUGCUAAGGCUGGUCUCACCAACACCAUCAAGCUGGAACAAACCUUUCUCCAGCUCAGUGCCCUGCCCAGGGAGCUGGUCCUGCAGACAGUAUACGAGCGAGCCCGUGGGACCUUUGUCCUGCGCCAGAUGCUGCUGUGGGAUGGCCAGGAAGUGGCCCUUAAUGGGAGCCUCACCGGAUUCUUCCUCAGGCCCACUGGGGACUUCAGCCUGCAGGUGGAGCUCACCCACCCGCUGCCACACACCCUACCAAGGCACUGCAGCCUCCGCCUCUCCUCGGAGCAUUCAGGGCACAGCCACAGGGACAACCUGGUCAUCGGCUGGGAAGGCAAGGGCCAGGUGCUGCUCUCCUCCUUGCUGCAGCUGAGGCAGGGCAAACUGGCUGCCCACCUGGCCCUGGCUCACCCCUUCCACCUCUCCUGGCGGCACGCUGAGGCCAGGGGCCUUGCUGAGAGUACGGGCAGCAGGCAGAGAUGGCAGGUGCAGCUUGCCUGGAACCAAGGGCAGGCCGUGACCUUGGCACUCACCUGGGCCAACAGGUCCUCUGCGCACAGUACCACCUGGGACAGCUGCCUGGAUGCCUCCAUGGGGCAGCUCCAGGAAACCCUGGGCCUAGGUGCCCUCAAGGCCUGUGGGGCCUUAAUGCAGACUCCAACCAUGUUCAGCGAGCAACUUGACCUGUCCUGGGACCGACACCGGGUGCAACAGAACCUGACAUAUGAGAGGCAUCAGGGGCCCCAACUAGACAAAAUCCAUGCAGAGGUCAUGCUGGAGCACAUCUUCCUGGCCACCUGUGCCCAGCAGAGCUUCUGGGGAGAGGUGGAGACUGACUACACCCACUGGCUGCACCAUAUCUUCUCUGUGGGGCUCUGCGGCCUGCCCAGGGCCCUCUUGGUCUCUGGGGAGCACACCCUGGGCCGUGGUGGGCUUCUGCUGCGCUCCCAUUGCCUGCUGGGCCUUGCCCCUGACCCGGACCACGGCCUGCACCUGAGUCUGACCCUCCGCAGUCCCAGCAAUCCCCAGGCACCGGACUUCUCUGGCAAGCUGGAGCUCCGAUGCCCCAGGGUGCCGAAGCUCAGCCUACAGGGGGGUGUCUCCGCCUCGGACGCCCAGAGUCUGCUCUGGCUGGAAGGCAGCGUGGACAGCGGGCGUGAGAAGGUGGGGCUGUCAGUGUUACGGGCCCUGAGCUGCCUGCAGGCCUCUGUGGGUCACGAGGAAGGGAGCCGAGAGGAGAGUAUGGUGCUGCGGGCCUGUGCCCAGGGGCGAGCAGUGGAGGUGGAGGCCCUGCUCCAGGAUGGUGGGCAGCCCAGCCAGCCCCUGGGACGCCUGGCCCUGCUGGCUGCCAACCAGAGCCUCUGCUUGGUUGCACAUGGCUGCCGGGUGGCCCUGCUGAGCCACGUGAAGUCCAGGAUCGCAGCCAUUGGGUCCAGGAUACAAGUUCAGCUGGAGGAAAAGAUCCGAAGCCUGGACGCCUAUGUGAGGAGGUCCCAGCGCCUGGUGCGGCUGAUGGGCCCCCUGGACAGUGUGGCAGGCCCCCUCCUACAGCUGUCCCAGGCAGGGCUAGAGGCCAUACAGGCAGGUGGCCAGACGGUGGCCUCACUGUGGAGCCAGAGCCAGGCUGGGCGGAUGCUGACCCACCACCUGCCGCUGUCCCUAGAGUGGCUGCAGGCGGGGCUGGAGCAGCUGCGGAGCGAGCUGGACCGGCCCCUGGCCACGCUGAAGGACGCCUACUUGGAGGUAACACUGCGGCCCCUGGAUGAGGUGUGGAGGGAGCGGGCUGAGACAGCUGUGCGGUGGCUGCAGGCCUGGGUGCCCGGGAUGCUCAGCAACGGGGAGCCAAGGCCCAUUGGGCCGGUCCUAGGAGCUAUGAGGGACACCCUGGAGCUGGCCGCCCACCUGACACUCUCUUGGGCCGAAGCCAGGUUGUCCCAGGUACUGCGGAGGCUCUGCAGACCCUUGUUGGACAUGUACAGCUUCUCAGCCAGGAACCGACUUGUGGUGGUGACGCUGCCGCUGCUGCCGGCAGGGGACGAGCCCCUGGACCUGGCCCAGGUGGCCAGCUACCUGGUUGAGGAGAAGCUGCUGCAGCCACUCCAGGACCUGUAUAGGGCCAACAUGCUGGCUGAGUACUACCGACUCAAGAGCCGCCUGCUAGAGAGCCCCUUGGAAUACCACGCCGUGGUGGCUGGGACCAGGUAUGUGGUGACCUUUGAUGGCCAGGUGUGGGGCCUCGGUGCCCGAUGCGGCAGGCUGCUGCUGGCCAAGGACUUCACUCACAAUGCCUUCUCCCUGAUGCUGAGCCGGGCAAGCUCAGGGCUCACGUCCCUGUCUGUGGAGCUGAACCACACAGCCCUCAUCUUCUAUCCUGACCUGAAGACGUACCAGCUGUACAACCCCUCCCCACCUGGGGAGCACUGUCUGGACCCCGAUUUGCCUCCUGCCACAACGAGGAGGGAUGCCCCUAGGAUCGAGCUGGCUGGUGAGAACGGUGUCUCUGUCUCCUGUGACACCCAAGCCAGCCUCUGCAGCCUGACACUGGACCUCUGGCGCCACGGUGUCUCUGCCGGCUUACUGGGCACCAACAACAAUGAGGCAGAUGAUGAGCUGAUGCUGCCGGAUGGCACAAGGGCCAGUGGCCUGGAGGAGCUCACCCAAGCCUGGCAGGUGGGUGGUGACUGCAAGAGCCCCGAGAAGCCUCUGCAGGUGUGCCUAGGGCCAAGCCCCAUCUGCCGGGCCCUCUUCCAGGAUCCCCACUCCAGCCUGGGGAGCUGCUUCAGUGUGGUGGACCCCACCCCAUUCCUCAGCCUGUGCCUCCAGGACACCUGCGGCCCCCAGGAACUCCAGCCUGCCUGCAGCCUCGCGGCUGCCUAUGUCCACCUGUGUGCCCGGGGCUUUGUGCCCCUGGACACUCCUCCAUACUGCGGUUGAGCUUUUGCCUAAGCCAGCUCCAGGCUGCCAAAGACAUCAAAAUCAUUCACCUUCUACCACAAUCCCAGCUGCAAUAUCUGACUCUCAGCAAGGUCAAGAUUCUUGGCCGGGGCAGAACCACCCUCACGAAAUGCCAGGAAGCUCUGAGAAAACCGAACCUGCUCCAGUCCAAGGAAAAAAAGAGCUGCUGUCAUUGCUUUCAGAAUGCUUCCGGUGACAGGGACUCGCCACCUGGUCUGGGUAACUCUGCAUCCUUAGUACCUACACUGGAAACUAGGGGACAGCCUGGCCACCUGCCCUCACCCCCGGAAGGGAGUUUGCCUCCAGCACUUGCUAAGAUAUUUACUUCUCAUCUGUAAUUUCUGAUGCCUCCACACAUGCCCUGGGCUGGGCCUGUAAAGGGUGACACACAGCAGGGCUCUUCCUGGCUGUGUCCCCUUCUGUCCAACAGCCACCUGGGGGUUGGCUUCCUCUACCUGCUGUAGGGGUCUCCCCUGAGGCACGAGGGUCCUUUAGGGGAACUAAUGGUCCCAAGUCCCUUCAUCAGGAACCAGGUUGAGUAACCUCCCUAUUUGGGGUGCAUACACUGGAAUUGAACAUUUCGGGAGCUCUUGAAGGGUAGGUUUCCAUAGACAUGUGGUAAGUGCACCCCAGAACUCAAGCCCUGAGGAUACAGUGUUCAAAAUUUUUUACUUUGUAAUUGCGUGUGGGGGAGGAGGUGGACGUGCUCUUCCUGUGUUUUUGACUGGAAAAUAAAGCUGGCUGAACCCCAGAACAUGUGAUCUGAUGCUGGGCCUACCCCACCCCUAGAGAGAUGGAGGAGGUGGGGGUUCUGUGACAUCUGCCCGCCAGCAGGGGCCUGGCGCCAGCCCCCUCCAUCCCAAGGCUUUGCCCCAAGCUCAGAGGGUCCAGAUUCCAGAGCAAAGGGAACCAAGUGUGAGCCAAGAGGAGGGGGGGUGACUGGAAGGCCAGAUGCCAGACUCCUGGCCUCCCCACAGCAGGGGCUCAAGAGAGUUUAGAAGAGACUCCAGGGUGAGUGGGGCUGGGGAAGCCAGUCAUGUACAUUCCCACACUCCUGUGGGGAGGAAGAGGGUGAUCUGACUUACCGAGUACCUGCCCUGUUGUUACCUAUUACAGUAAAGGGACCCUGAGCCCAGGCACUGCUGAGUGCCUUUCUUAGACAUUCCAAUAGCCCAUUUAAUAGAAGAAGAAACUGAGGCUCAAGGGACUUGCCCAAGGUCUUACAACUAGCAAAACGGCCAGACUGGGACUGAUCUGAGCUUCUACACAGGCCACGAACUUCUGCUUUUGCAAUAGCAUCGUGCCAUAGAUUCCACCAUUUAAGAAAGAGAGUCAAGUGAACACUAGCCAUGUCCCCAGCCGUAGCAGGUGCUGGUGGUGUUGGGUGCCAUCCAGUCGAAUCCAGCUCAUAGCAACCCUACAGGACAGAGAAGAACUGCCCCAUAGGGUUUCCUAGGCUGUAAUCUUUACCGGGAGAAGAUCACCAGGUCUUUUCUCCCAUGGAGCCACUGGUGGGUUCUAACCAUUGAUCUUCGGUUAGUAGCUGAGCACUUAACCAUUGUGCCACCAGGGCUCUUUCCAUAGCAGGUAGUGCUUGUUAGUUUUUUUCCCUGAUACACGUUAAAAUGCCCAUUGAGCCAUCUCAUGCAUCACCAGAAAUGUGUCUACUCAGCCCAGGAUAUUAGAGGGGAGAUGGUUCACAAUGGAGAGCAAAUGAGCUGGAAGGCACAGGGCAGGGGCUGAGGCAGUUCAGAGUCUGAUGCACCCGAAGUCUGCAACCACCUAACUUAUUAGUUUCUAUCUGCUUAAUGGCAGGAAACUGCAGAAACCUCUCCAACCUGCCUCCCAAACUCAUCAGUCAGUGUCUACCUGGAACACAGCAGUGGGCUGGGCACUGUCAGGGACACAAAGAUGGACAGAUAGUUCUCCCUUCUCAAGGUGGAGCUGCCAACAUCAACGCUUCACAGUUGCGUGUGUGUGCGUGCACACACAGAAUCUAAUAAAAAACAGGAAGGGGAAUAAUUCAAUCGAAAGACCCAUAAAUAUUCAUGUCUACAGUAUAUAAAGAGCAAGUACAAAUGAAUAAGAAAACUGGAGUCUCCAUGAGAUAAUUUGGUUAAAGGAUACAAGCAGGCAAUUCAAAAGAGAAAAAAUACAAUUGAGGAAUAAACAUUGGGGGGAGGGGAAACAGACAGCAUUAUUGGUAAUCAAAUGUGAAUUGAAAUAACCAUGUAUAAUUUUAUCUAUUACUUUGCAAAAUAAAUAUGUAAAUAAUAAUACCCAGAGUUGGUAAGGCUGUUGGCAAAACCCAUACCAUACCCUCACAUUCUGUAGCUAGCACUUUCAGUCAGUAUAACAUCAGUAGUGUGUUUCAAGAGCCUUAAAACGAUUCAUUCCUUUAACCUAAUAAUCCCACUCCUAAGACAUCAUCCAAAAAGGGAGGGAAUAGAAAUAUAAAAGAUUCCAAAAAAAUUUCAAAAUAAUCUCAUUAUUCAAAUGAUGAAAAGUCAUAAGCAUCCAACAGGGAAAUGGUGUUUCUAAGUUUUGGUACACCAAUUUGAUGCAUUAUUUUGAAAUCAUCUGUUAAAAAGUCCAACAUAUACCAAUGUAGUAACAUGACAAAAAGAUUAAUCUCCAGGUAAAGCAGGAAACAAAGAUGUCACUUUGAUGAUUAAGGUGCGCCUGACCCAAAUCACCUUACAUGUGUGCGAAAGCUGGACAAUGAAAAGGGAAGACGGAAGAAGAAUUGAUGCGUUCAAAUUGCGGUGUUGGUAAAGAAUACUGAAUAUACUGUGGACUGUCAGAAGAAUGGACAAAUCAGUCUUAGAAGAAAUACACCCAGAAUGCUCCUUAGAAAUGAGGAUGUUGAGACUUCGUCUCACUUACUUUGGACAGGUCAUGGGAAAAGACCAGUUGCUAGAAAAGGACAUCCUGUUUGGUAAAACGAAGGGUCAGUGAUAAACAGGGAAACUCUCAAUGAGAUGGAGUGACACAAUAGUCAUAAUAAUGGACUCAAAUAUACCAACAAUCAUGAAAAUGGCACAGGACCAGGCGACGUUUUGUUCUGUUGUAUGUAAGGUCUCCGUGAGUCGGAGCUGACUCGAUUGCAACUAACAACAACAAAAUCAGGAAACAAGAUUGCAUAAGAUCUGCACUAACGAUGACAGCAGAUGUGAAAUCCAGACUUUCUGGGACCAUGGAGGCUAGAUGAAUCCCUGAAACUAUUGCCCUGAGAUAAUCUUUAAACCUGAAACCAAAAAUAUCCCCUGAAGUCUUCUUAAAACCAAACAGUAGCUUAGCUUAACUAGCAAAGAAUGUCUGCCUUGAGUAUUGUGUUUUUAAAAAUCUGUCUAAACCAAUAAACCAAACUUGUUGCUGUCGACUCAAUUCUGACUCAUAGCGACCCUAGGGGACAGCGUAGAACUGCCUCCCAGGGCUUCCAAGAAAUGCCCAGUGGAUUUGAAGGGCCAACCUUUUGGUUAGCAGCCGAGCUUUUAUAUAUGGGAUCAAACUGACAACAGGAACUCGAAAGGUUAGAUAGGAAGCUUAGGGGCAGUGAGUUGAUGUUAACGGGGGAGGCACAACUCGGAAAAGGAGGUGAGCAUGGUUGAACAACUUGAAGAAUGUUAUCAAUGUCACUGAAUUGUACAUGUAGAAAUUAUUGGUGUAUGUUCUGCUGUGUAUAUUCUCAAAAACAACAAAAAUAAAUUAUAUAUACAUAUAAAAAGAACAACUGCAGACGGACAGUAACUAGAAGGGAACCUAGAAAAAUGGAAAUCUUUCAGCUAUGAAGGCUGGUGUAAUUGCAGAUGGCCAUUUCUCCUUUAAAGUUUCCUUUGUAAGUAUUACAAUACGGGUUGUAUAAUAAUUACAAAUUUUAAAAAUUAAAAGGAAGGAAGGCAAUAUGAUGGUCAAAUGAAGUUUUUGUUCCCCCCAAAAUUGGGGCAGGGGGACUGCUGGAGCUUGUUUAUAUGGCAGAAGUGUCAAGAGUGAGCGAGAAGGUGGAGACAAAAGGUAAGUAAGUGAGGAAGAUGAGGGAGACUAAGGAGGCAGGUACCACUUCCUCCUUGACACUGAGGUCUAACCCCAAGGAGAAAAACAUGUGAGUCAUUUCUUGGAAGAAACCUCCAUCAGUCCCAUUCUUGCCAUGUGUUGGGGCUAUAAUCAAAUUAAAGUGUGGCCAUUGAGUGAAGGCCUGAGUUUUGCAGCAGACAUGGGAAAGGAAAAAAGUGCCUCAGGCCAUUUUCACUUUCGACCAUUGUCUAAGCCAGGGAGGAUGCUGACCAGGUCAGCAUACAUCUUAGGAAAAUCAGAGUCAGCUUUUAUUAUCCCAUCUUGCAUCUCAAUUAUUCCUUUAAAACAGAGUGGGUGGAAAUGAGGUCACCUGAAGUCUUCUGGCCAGUGAAUUUGGGAUUCUGGAGAGGGCUGUACAAGCACCCUAGACCGCUGGCUGCAGAGGGUGCUUCCAGCAACUUCCCUUUGCCUCAGUGGCUUUGUGGGGAGAUAUAUGUCUUAGACAAUUUGUUUCUCUUGGAUCAGCUUGGAAGCAUGUAAAAGGCUUAAUAAAUACAUUAACCAUAAGAUGGUGGCCUUAUGUUAACUGAAAAGUUUUACUGGGGAGAGGGGGAAGGUGUUAAACUAAUCAGGGCAAAUAGGGAAACUCUAAAGACUGUCUAUGCAAGCAAGUUUGAAAACCUGGUGGAAACGGAUAUUUUCUAGGGAAAUGAAGUACCAAAAAGUAUUAAAAAGAGAAAAUAUGUAACUAUACUAGAAGAAACUGGAAAAAUUGUAAGAAAGAUACUGCCUCCCCCAAACCACAUGGGGGUGGGGGCCACCUCAGGCAUGGGUGAAGUCUAUCAAGCCUUUAGGAAGGCUAAGGAAGCCUGUAGAACAUUUAUUAUUAAAGCCAGAAAUUAUAGCACAAAGAAGGAAAACCACAGAUCAACUUCAUUUACAAUAAAUGCAAAAAACCAAAAUAAAAUAUUAGCAAAUAAAAUCCAAACCCCAAAAAACCCACUGCUGUCAAGUCAAUUCUGAGUCAUAACAACCGUAUAGGACAGAGUAGAACUCUGCUCCCCUAGGGCUUCCAAGGCUGUGAAUCUUUACAGAAGCAAACUGCCACAUCAUUCUGAGGAACAGCUGGCGGGUUCAAACCACUGACCUUCUGGCUAGCAGCCAAGCGCUUAACCACUGUGCCACCAGGGCUCCAAGUAAAAAUUCAACCAGGACAUUAAAAGAAGAAAUCACCAAAACCAA
Loxodonta africana (African savanna elephant) is the source of this 19955-nucleotide messenger RNA. RefSeq lists its product as uncharacterized. Gene Ontology annotation, biological process: lipid transport. Lineage: Eukaryota; Metazoa; Chordata; Mammalia; Proboscidea; Elephantidae. Gene Ontology annotation, molecular function: lipid carrier activity. The record is from RefSeq and is a predicted model, not a curated record. Bases 3732 to 14678 code for a protein of 3648 amino acids. The transcript is spliced from 70 exons.